UAUAUAAGCCAAGAGCUGCAGAGACGGACAGAGAGACGCUCCCUGUCCCUGCAGGACACCAGUGGACUUAAACCUGCCUCCAGAUUCCCACAGAGCCAUUAAACCACGACACAUCCAGGACAGGAAUGGGGCUGCUCAGUGUGGAAGAACUGGUGACCGGUAAGAGGUCAGAAGGAAGGGAGGCGGGUGACUUCCAGGGCGGAGUGUACGAGGCAGCUGUCAAUCAGGAGAAGCAGGAUGACCUCAGGUCACAGCAGGAGCUGGAGGUGGGAGGAGACGCCACAGAGGAGGGGGACAGCGGCAGCGAGCCGGAGGAGAUCAGCUUGGUGGCUCUGAAUACGGAUAGAAGUGGGAGGCUGAAGUUGGAGACGGUCGAUGACCUGUUCAACAUCCUGCAGCUGAGGAAGAAGAGGAGGCAGAGGAAGGCUCCCGGUCACAAGAAGAAACAAGCAGAGGCAGAGGCUGUGCCGGAGUCGGUGGACGAGCAGCUGUUUCUGACAGCCGUCAGUGAGAACAAACUUCCUCUGGUGGAGAAGUUCCUGACAGACGGAGGAGAUCCUAAUGUCGCUGACAACUUCCAGAGGACAGCGUUGCACAAAGCGUCCUUCAAAGGACAUGUGGAUGUGAUUAAAAGACUUCUUGAGGCUGGAGCUGCUAUUGAAAAGAAAGACAAGCUGGAGGCCACAGCAGUCCACUGGGCCUGCAGAGGAGGCAGCCUGUCGGCCCUGGAGCUCCUCCUCAACCAGGGAGCCAAGUUCACCUCCAGAGACAAGCUGCACAGCACGCCGCUUCAUGUUGCUGUCAGAACAGGACACUGUGAGUGCGCCGAGCAUCUUAUUCACUGUGGAGCAGAUGUCAACGCCAAGGACAGAGAUGGAAAAACUCCACUGGAGACGUUGUAUUCAUGGCAGAACGGAGCCAAAAGCCUCCUGUUCAACCUCAGUGAGGAGAAGCUCGACCACUGAAGAUGAGCCCUCAACCACAUUCUCCUGGGAUUAUCUGAAGAAAUUAUGGAUUUUAUUUAAUUUUACAGCCCAUCAGGAUGAUAGUUUUUUACAUGCAGGUUGUUGGUUGAGUUCUAAGAGCUUAACCUCGGGACGUUUGCUCAGUAAUGUGAAGUCUAAUCAGGAUGUUUUGACCUUUAUGACCUUUAGGUCUAAUGGGUUUGUUGUUUGUGAAAUAUUGCUGGACAAUAUAAUUUUAAUUUUUACUUUAAGCUGAGUUGAAAUCAGCAUUAAUGCAUCUGGAAGGUGACUUAUUUAUUUAUUGAUAAGAUGUGUUCUCGUUGACAGAUUUAUUGUGCUUGAUUGAUUUGUUUCAGUAGCAAACCCUUAAAGACUGACUGUUUUGUGUUGUUAUGUUUGUUUUUAUGGCAUUCUUACUCACUAACAGGUAAAAACUGCUUUGAUAAGAAACUUUUCAAGGGCUUUUCAAUAGUGAAAAUCUUUAGUAUGACUUGAGGUAAGUUUGAAAUGAAGAAGGUCUUUUUUAUGGCUAAUGUGUGCUAAAGUCACACAUUUUAGUUUUAACCAGAUUCAUUGGUUUUAUGUGAGAUUGGACGACGAAUUAAGAUGGGUCAAUGUAAGUUUAUGCUUCAGAAUGAGAAAAAUCUUCACUUUCAUUUAUGCUGCAAAUUUACAUCAUUCUGCUCAAUUUUGAAUUCUGCAGCAACAUUUAAGUUGUUCAAAUAUUCUUUCCAGAAUCUGAGUUUGACCUCUUUUGAACUUUUUUCUAGUUAUUAGGUUUAUGUUUAUAUAAGGAAGACAGUGUGCGUGUAAAGAAACUGAAACGCCACUGAUGGCUGAAUGAAUGUUUAUGGUUGAACAACAAGUAUAAAUGUUUUCUAACAUGUAAUUAAUCAGUAAAAGUGUUUUUAAAGGACA
Messenger RNA from Austrofundulus limnaeus, 1883 nucleotides. RefSeq names its product ankyrin repeat domain-containing protein 1. NCBI's taxonomy places the organism in Eukaryota, Metazoa, Chordata, Actinopteri, Cyprinodontiformes, Rivulidae. The record is from RefSeq and is a predicted model, not a curated record. Gene Ontology annotation, molecular function: protein binding.